UUGAAAAUAAUUUUAAGGAAGUUCCAUAAGGUAAAAAUGAAUUUUAAAAAUUAUUUUUCGAGAAACAUAUUUUAAUUUGGGAACGCCGUUCUGAGGAAUGCCCAUGCCCAUUGACAUUGUCAUAUGAUGUAGAGUGAAUAAUGAUAAAUUCAAUAAAAUUAUUUAUCGGGUAUCAUCUGAAAGUGAGACAACCAAACAAGUUUCAACUGCACAAAUGGACAUUGCAAAAUUUAAAUUAUGGGAAGGUAUUAUUUUAUCUAUGGUUCAUGCAAUAAUAUUUUCUUAAUGUAUGUUCUGUAGUCGUGUAGUAGAUAUAAAUAUAUAUUAUAUAAUAAUAUUAAUAUGAUUUACAAUUUUAUAACUUACUUUUAGAUUUUACAAUGUUUCUUUCAAAUAAAUAUUUGUGUAUUUGAGUCACUCAAAAAACUAUUUAAUAUUUAUGAGCAAUUAAUUUUAUGCAUGUCGAUAGGCUGUAGAAAUAUAUUGUUUGAGUGUUCUGGAGACAUUUUAAGAAUGUCAAUGUCUGGACAUUUAAUUUUGGUUUUAGAGCUCUGGCUGAAGGACACAGAGUCAGAGAAACCAAAGUUCUCCAUUCCACCAAUAGGAGCUAAAGUAAACUUUCAACUUACAAAAGAUGGAUCUCAGCCUCCAGUUAUCGUAAGAAAACAACUAUUAGACUUCUCACUAUUUAGAUAUACUAUUACUAUUAUAUAUUAAUGACUUAAUGUCCAAGUUUACCACAAGAACGAAAUUAUGUGAACAUAAUUGACACCUUACACUUACAACCUCACUGCUCAGUCAAGUUUAUAAUUGUCAUAAUUACAAUAAUUUUCCUAUUGCUCAUUACACACCCAUCACAUUAAUUUGUUUAAAUUUGUGUUUUAUUUGUUUCCUCUUUUUUUAGCUUCUCUAAUAUAUAAUGAGUAUUUAAAUUCAGGUGUUUUGUAUAUUAUUUUAUGUUAGCUAGUGAUAUUUUGGGAAAUUUAGUCUUACCUCAAUAAAGGUUAACCUCACUUUAAAGACAUACUUUUAAUAUUUUAAUUUAUGGUCCGAAUUUUCACGGAAACUUCAUUAAGUUAUUAAAAUUUUUUUUUGAUAAGUAUAUUGUCCAAAAAUAGUUGUUUGUUUUCUAUAGGUGCCUGCUACUAUAAACCAGUAUUUAAGAGACUACCAAAGGGAAGGUAUAGAAUUUCUGUAUGAUCAUUACAGCAACAACACAGGAGCUAUCCUUGGGGAUGACAUGGGACUUGGCAAGACAGUGCAGGUAAAUUUUUAUAUUAAUGAGACUGGAUGAUACUGCAAGUUUAUUUUGAAAUUAACGAAACUCUGAUAAAGUUUUCAGGUUAAUAUUAAUGAUAUGGAUAUUAAUGCAUCUGAACAAGAUUGUCCAGGUAGAGUUAACAAUAUUGUUAUUAAGGUUAACUGAAAGAAAACAUCUUGAUUACUUGUAAUACUGAGUUUCCCAAGAACUGUAAUUUAAAAUAUAUUUUCAGGUCAUAGGCCUUUUGUCUGCGCUACUUGGUAAACAAGGAAAUAAAUUAGAUACUCUACAUGCAGUACCAAAAUUUAUCAGACAGGUAUUCAAUUGAUCUAUUAAUAUUAAUUAUACUUCAUGACUCAGGAGAGAUAGUUGAUAAAAUUAUUCAUAUAAAAAUAUUAAAAUAAUUCUCAUGCAAAUCAAGUAAACAUCAACGAUAAAUACAUUUUUCAGAAUAUAUUAUAUUAAAAUGUCACAGUAACAUCAGUUAAAUGGUUAAAAUUAAAAAAGAAUUAAGCUAGUAAAUAAUGUUGCAAUACAAAGUAACACCUCUUGUAGAAUAGAAACUGAAAAAGUUCCGCUCUUGAAAUUGCACUUGACAUACUCCACUGUGAUUCAUUUUAAAAUAAAACAGUGCCUAAGGUGAUAAAUGUUGAACUCAAGAAAGUUGUUAUUUAAAUAUUUUGCUUAGAAAAAUAAUCCAUAUUUUAAUUUGAUCAAUUUUAAUACGAAAGCAUUUAAUAGAUAAUGAAAAGUAGAUUUUGAUGAUUGGUAUUGUUUUUGGCCUUCUGAAGGUGUCAUUUUCAAUUUAUUUAAUUAUUUUACUCUAGUUUUGUUAUAGAAAUCAAAAUUAACCCUAACCUGUUAUCACAUAGUUGUCCAGAGAAUUUCCAGCAAGUCCCUCUAGAAGAGCAUGUAAACCUUUCCUCAUUAUUGGGCCAACAGCUGUCAUGUUUAAAUGGCUGGAUGAAAUUGAUACUUGGGGAUAUUUCACAGCAAGGUACAGUUAACAUGGGCAUUUUUCACAACAAGGUGCUUGUACAAUGGGGAUAUUUCACAGUAAUGUACAGUUAUAAUGGGCAUAUUUGACAGCAAGGAUCUCUUGCCAUUGGGAACUAUCACAGCCAGAUGCUGUUACACUGGGAGAUGUUUCACAGCAAGGUGCUAUUACAAUGGGAUUUGUCAAAGCAAGGCAUAGUUACACUGGAAAUUACUGCAAUAAAUUUUACACUACUUUAUUGUUAAAAAUGAACUGUCUAAUUUUCAUCCUCACACCCAUCAAAUGUAUUCAUGAGAAAAGAAAACUGCUUAAAAAAUGUACAAAUAUUCUAAUAUUAUUUACAGGUAGUUAGAAGUUUUGAUACAUGAGAUAUUACCCUGUAAUAUAGUAUAAUAUUAACUUGAACAUCACAUUUCUGUAAACAUACUCAAAAAGAAGAUAACAGUUACUGUUACUUCGGAAAUAAAUUUUAAAACAUUUUUGCACAAAAUAAGUUAAUUUCAAACAGUGACCCGAAAUGUCAUAAUGUCAAUUAUUUGUGGAAGUUUCUAUCUGUGGUAAAGGCUGACUUUUUGGGUUUUUGUAAGUCAUGGCAGUGUUUCUCUAAUACUUGAACCAAGUACUGUUUCCCUUCCUCUGGAUUUGUCAGGACUCCAUUGAACUCCUGAAUCAAGGCCACCCUUCGCUCGGCUGCAUCUUUUGGGACUUUCACACUCCUCACCAUCAUUAGCCAACAAUGUAGUCAUGGUCUCUGCACCAUGCAUCUGGAUUGUUGAGGAAAGUUUAUUGUAUAGCCAAUGCUGUGAAAAGUUGCCUGAUGUGUUGCAUUUUCAAAGUCAGCUGCUUCUUACGUCAGUUAGUGUGGGGUAGAAGGCAAUGGGUCAAGGAUGAUCUGAUGUUUUUGUGUCAAGCGCUGUAACCAUGGCUGCCUUCAGUUCAGCUAAUGCUACAGAGUCAAAGAAUGCGAAACCAACCAGGAUUUCACUUAAGAACCUUAAAUGUCCACAGAAUGACUUAUUACAGCUUCAGCAACAACUUCAUGUGUUCUUAUAGCUCUCCAACUCAUGGAGUAGAUCCAGAUCAUUCUGUGGAGGAGAUGAGGCGCAUGCGCUUAUAAAUCAACCCUUUAGAUAGAUCUUUAUUAUGAAAGAGCUCCAUUAUGAAAGUGUUGAAGUGGCCUAGAGAUGACUAUUCAUUUGCAGUCCGAAUAGGAAAUGAAACGGGAGCAUCUUUGCGAUCUAUCGAGGUUGGUGGUAAGCUCUGGGAGUCUGAAUAUUUACUUUGGCACUUUAAUCUGCUCCGAGAAAUAGAAGCGGUAGUUGCAGAAGCUCAUGAUAUACAUCUCUGCGCUGCAACUCUGAUAGUUGUUGCAGAAUGAACUGAAUGAUGUCAUACUGAACUGAGAGUCAAUAUAAUGAUAUCUACAGAUAGUCCACUUUUGUAUCUAGACCGAUCAUUUGACCCCGAAUAUUCACCAAAGCUCUGAAACAACUUGAUGUUUGCUCCACAAGAUGGUCCCAUCAGUGUAUCAAACAUCUUGGCCACUAUUAGUUCCAUGAUCUGAUACCUGCAUGGUAAACUGAUCAGAUGCCUGAUGUGAUUCUCUUCCAAAAGAAUGCAUGCACCGGCAUGAACUCCAAUGUUGCUUGCUGUAGUGUCAAAGCAAAUAAAUAUAAUGCUAACAGUGAGGUCCCAUUCCUGAUUAUAAGUGUUAAAACAUUGAACACUGCAGUUACCUCUACCUGUCCUGUUCUAUUUGGCAUCCCUACAACAACUUAAUUGGAUAAGUGGUAAGUGAAUUAGUGAGUGGCUUUGGCAAUGAAUUUUCGCUGCACUAAUUGGCUUUUGAUUUGUGAGUUUUAAUUUAGCUCUUCUGAGAUUAAUCCUUUUUUUUCUGGCAUCCAUCUGUCACAAUGUGACGAUGGUGUGACAAAAUCACAAGGCCUGGGAUUUUUCUUUAGGACUAUAACCUGGUUCCAUAGACGGCAAAUCGCUUCGCUCGAUGCACCUGAAUAGCCCAAGGGAACAACAUUAUACAGCUUGGCACCAGUGCGUAGUAGGAGUUGUCGGAAGUUUCAUUGUCUAAAUGUAUCCACCUAUGGGACUCCUCCACAUUUUGAUGCAGAGUUUCCUUAUCGUAGAUGGGAUGCCAUCCAAGGAUGGAUGGGUCCCAUCUACCUGGUGUGCUAGUGUUUUGCUUGAGUAUUUGGUUGGGAUUAAACUACUUGGGAUAGGGGAUUGACUUUUUGAAAUCUCUAAUUUGAUAUUGUUUUAAGACAUUUGUAUAACAUAAAUUUUAAUUUUAUUUCGUAAUAUUAACAACACAAUAAAAAUAACAGAUGUUUGGGUAUAUCUGAUAAAUGUGAUUACGAAUUAAUGAUAGUAAUACUUAGAUGAUAAUAUAAGUACCGGUACUUAGAUAAUAAUUUAUUGAUAAUAAAAACAAUAUAUUAACUGUCAAAUUCAUAUAGAAUACUUUAAAUAAUUCUUUAAUUGUUAUUUUAAAUAUAUUUCAAAUUUAUAACUUAAACAUUAGCAGAUACAUUUUAUUUUUAUCAUUUUUAAAUUUAUUUGAUUUCCGUAAACAAAUAGAAAAUCUCUAUCAUUAUUUUUAAGAAUACGAACAUAUUUUAAUCGAUUUUAGUAUUAUUUGGUCAGCUCAGCUUAUUCUUAUAUCUAUGUAUAUGUACAUAUAAUAACUGAAAUUUCAAUUCAGUAACCAGUAAUAACACUCAAUUUCAAUUAAGUAACCAGUACCUACCUGUAACAAUUUAUUGUAAGAGAUGUACACAUGAAAACAUUUCCUCUCAUUGAGCUACCAGUAAAUAUUUAUCUCCAUGAAACUUUGCAUAGUUAUUAUGCAUUAAAAAAUGAACAGAAUGAAAGGUGGGGGGUGGCUGGAAAAUGUUGGACUUUUUUGUUGUUGCUAUUACACUGAGCUGAGUGGCACCCUACUGUGGACUUGUAACUAGCAAGUCACACAAAACAGAAUGUACCAGUAGCUGAGAGGUGUUCAGUCUUCUCUUCUUCAGUGGAUAUCAUUUUCUGGGGUCAGAAUUGGGCCCAAUACAUGUCCCACUUUUCAGGGGCUUAAUUGUUAAAAAAAAGUGUCUUUUUGGAUGAUUUUUCGUGUCAAUUAAAAUAGUUAAUAUCUUAAUUUGUAGAAGACAGCUGAAUAAUUAUUCUUUUUGACAUAUCAUUUUAUACAUUUGAGCAAAAUUUUAAUUAUUCAUGAGGUUUGUAUUCCAGAGGGAUAAUUUAAAUUUCCUAUCAUUUGUAAUAUAUGCCAUUAUGUCAAAAAACAUUCAUUUUAUUAUUCACAUGAAACAUCAUAUAAGAAAAGGUUAAUAGAGCAUAAUGUGCUGAUAACAGUUUGAUAUUUUUCUUUUAGCAAAUUUCAUGGAGCUGACAAAGAUGGCUGCCUUGCUGAUCUGAAGAAGGGAAAACUUGAAAUAAUUGUCACAACAUUUGAAACUUUUAGGGACCAUGUUGUGAGUAAUAAAAUUUAUCUAUGUCUGUAGAGAUCUUUUAAAUAUUAUACUAAAGAUUUGUAACUUUUAUGUGGUGUGUCACUGGUUGUGAGGGACUAGAACAAGUUUUAAUCUUUAUACAGCAUUAGGGAUCCAAGUUGUUAAAACAUGUAAUUUCUAUUUCUAGUGAUUUAUAUUAAUAGUUGUUAAGCUCUGCUGUCUAUUGUGAGAAAUUAAUCUCUUAUUUUUAGUUUAUGGCUCGUUAUAAACGGUGCAUAACAAAGGACGAUACCAAAUGAGAAAUACAAUAGUAAAAAUACGACACUCAAAACAGUGCUAAUUACAAUUAAUAAGAUUUAUUUAGUUAUCUAUAUAGUUACAAAAUAAAAUAAAUUAUUAAGAAUCAUCAACUUACAGAGUACGGUAGGUCUUGUACCAGUACACAGUUUAUACAAUGUGCCAAAAAAAAAUAAGGUACAAUGAUGAAAUGCGAAUUCACAUAAGGAAACACAAAAUAACACACUCUUGUCUCGUGAAGUCAAAAUCUUAUCUCGAUGAAUCUCCCUCUAUGCUCUCUGAAUCCCUUUUUAUAUCUAUGCGAUGCGUCGGUAGAACUGACGCUUCUGGAAACUCCUUACACCUUGUUUAUCUUUCCAGUUCACUCCCGAACUUUCCACAAAAUUCUAUUAGAAAAUAUUAAUUAUUUUUAGUCGGUAGGGGUAGUAAACAAAGGCCAAGAUCAAAGGGAAUAGGCCAAGCCCAAUACGAACGCAGCCUAAUUUGGGGUCAAACCGAGUUUACGGCACGGGGAAAGUGACGUAAACAUGACGUAAACAUGUCGUCUACAUAACAAUAAUCCUUAUAUGUUUCUUAUAUAAUUUCAGGACAGAUUAAACGAGGUUGAAUGGGAAGCAGUUAUUGUUGAUGAGGUUCACAAAAUUAAGGUGUGGUGUGCACAUUUAAUAAUGUUGGAUUAUAAUGGUAUGGUCAAGUCAUUCUAUUUUUAAAUCACCCUAAAGCUUCAGUUUUAAUUAUGUUUUAUUAACAAUCACAAACUGUUAUAAUUUUAUUGCUAAUAAAGAGACAAUAUAACUUUCCUUAAACCUGUUUAUAAUGUAAGUAAAAUAAUUUCAAAAACUGUCAAAAUUCAAAUUAAAAAAAACAACUGCUAAGACAUAAGUGAUAAAACUGCUAAAUUAAUAAUUUGUUUGAAUUCAACAUUUUGUUUUGAUUUAAGAAAUAGGCCACAAAUGCUAUUAAAAAUACAUAUUUAAUUCUUAUUACUGCUGUACCUUAACUCUUUUCAUUCCUCUACUAUAGAGCGUAAAACUAUUUACGUCUGUUAUUUUUGCUAAUAAAAUGUUGUCUUUUUUAAUUUUCUAAGUUUCUGUAGACUAUCUAUUUUAUCGUACAUUUGGAAGAAAAAUAAAAAAAAAAAAAAUUUCAAGAUUUUUAAUAAUAAUUGAUUUUUUUGUUGUUGCGAGUUUGAGGUUCAAGUGACAUGCUGAGAAGCGUUAGUCGCCAUCUUAGGGAAAUUUGUGCAAGACGCUUGUUGACUUGGCAUCUCAAAUCCUAAAUAAUGAAUACUACUGACAAAAAUGUUGAUCAAAUUUUAUCUGAAUCUUCUGGGGAAGAUAGUUGGGAACCUAAAUCUAGUGAUUCUGAUUCAGAUUUUGAUGAGAAUCUUCCUCUAUAGCCCAUUAUAAUCAUUAAAACUAGGAGGUUAGUACUUGAGUUUUUUGUCAUUCUAUAUUGUAUUUAGAAUUUAAUUUUAUUUUUAUUUUAUCCUGUCAGAUUGUGUUUUUAAUCAUAAUUGAAUUAUUUAUUAACCAUUUUUAAAUGAAUCUAUGUAAAUAAAAUCAUUUUAUAUUUUGUGAAUAUUUUAUAAUAAAAAUAAUUUUAGAAGACGUUAUUCUUAGAAACUGUUGCUAAGGAAUGUAAACAAGGCAGUCUGCACUGAUUAUUAUGAUAUAUUUCAUCCUAAAGUACAUGCAAUUUGACAUGUUUUGUAAAAGUUCAAUUAUCUGACACUAAAUUUUUUUGUUACAAUUGUUUUUUAGACAGUAUUGGAAGUAUUAAAAAUUGGAAAUUUAAGUGAAGUAUAUAUUUUGUAUUCAUUUCAUCCAUAAUAGUUGCAUAUAUGUCUAUAAUAUUAGUUCUUCUUUUACAUUCACUGGCUAAACUUGUUGUAUGAUGUUGGAGAUGAUGACCCACCAGUUCCCACUCCUAAGUUUCCCCCAGCCAGAAAGCCAAGCUGACAUUUGUGGGAAGAAAUGUCAACAUAACAUGGAUACAAUGAGCCAGUGUAUCUUCAUCCAAAAGCCAAAGGAUUUUCAAGAUAUAUUUCACACUGAAUUUGGUUGAAACAUUAGUAAAAUACACCUAUUCAACUACCAUGGGACCUUCUAAACCUUCCAUCAACUUUGACUUGUUGAUAUUUCAACACUAUAAAAACAUUACACAUUUCUAGGACCACUAAUGCGCAUGGCAACUGUACAAGUCCUUAGUGUACAAAAAUACUCAUCAACUUCAACAAUCUUUUAUAUCACUAAUAUCACCAUGAAUUUUGGGCUCAUGUCUUAUUCCCAAAGCAUUUAAUUUACUCAAAUAAGACAUCUUUAAAAGUUUCUAAUAUUGAAACAGACAAUGAGGAAAAACUGUGCAAAGUGAACUUGUCAGAUUUUAUCAGAAGAAAAGAAAUAUAAAAACCAAAGCAGAAACCAAAGAGAUAAUAUAAUUUAUGUAUUGUUCAGUGGAGAGAAAAUUAACAGCCUCACUCAUUUCAAAUAAUAUAACAGCAAAUGGAUUUUCUUUUGUGAACAGAAUCAAAACUGUUGGUGUAUUUCUAGUCAAUUAUUGGUGAGAAAACCAAAUAUUGUCUAAUCAGAUUUUGAAAUCAUACAAUUCAUUCAUGUGUGGUGUUGACCUGUUGAUAAAUGGAUAUAUCACCCUAAGUAAAGAGAACAGCACUGGAAAAAACCCUUUUUCAAUUUUGUUGAUAUUGCCAGCCAUAAUCUCUUCAGGAUUGUUCAAUAGAAAGCUAUGAUAUAGAUGAACUCAAGCUACCUGACAUUUAGCUCUCAAUUGUCUUCACCGAGGAAUUUAUUUUAGCAUAAGAUGAUUUUCUAAAAGUGUUGAUGUGCCAAGUGCCUUAAUGUAAAUAACACAAAAUACAAUAUAAUAGAUGCAAUAAUUCCUGAAUGCAUACAUUUUGAAAGACAUUCUACAGUGUGCUAUAAAAUAGGAAUGCUAAGAAAAUAAAAUCGAAAAUCAAAAGUUGUGCUUAGUAUUAUUAAAUUAUUGGUAAACUUAUCUUUGUUUAAAAAAAAAAAAAAAAAAAACUUUCUGAGUAGCGGUACUAUGAAGUUAAAAAUCUCUAUUAUUUUUUUUAAUGUAUAUAUAAUUUUUAACAGGUUAAAUAAUAAUAACCUGUAAUUUUUGUGAAUACUUUUUCGAGGUGCAGUGAAUUUUUUAUAUUUUUUAUUUCCCCUUUUUGACACAUUUGAUUAAAUAUUUUAUAUUUUGUUCAAAUGCUCAUGAAAUGUUCUAAAUCAUGCUCAUGACAUACAAAAAUGAAUUUGCUUUCUAUAUAAACAGAUUUUAUUAAAUUAUUUCAGCUGCAUCGUAUCACCAAAUUUUUUUUUACACAUUUUCAUAAACAAUUUUCAGCAUUAUUUUUUUCACAACUUCUAGUUCUAGGUGUUGACACUGAAUGACUCUGAAAAGCAACAUUUUUAGAAACCUCAUGCAUUUCCCCACAAAUAUAUAUAAAACAUCAUGAAUAUUAGACAUUGAUUCUAAAAGUUUUUGACUCUUUUGUGAGGUCACUAAAAAUCACCCAAAAAACAUACAAAAUUCAAGGAAUGUAAAGCAUUAAACAAUUAGCAUUUUCAAAUCUUAAUGUAUACAGAAAUAAAUAAUAUUUUAUAUUAGUAUUUAUUUCACAAUUGUUUCUGUGUUCUAUUGCUUUGUUUCAUCAGUGGCCUGAUGUUUUAUUAUUUCAGGGUUUAAAAGCUCAAAUAACUCAAAGUUUGCGUAGGAUUAACACACCACGUCGCUUUGGACUGACUGGUACUGCUUUACAGAACAGCUUGACAGAUCUGUUUAGUAUCUUAGACUGGUGAAUAACUUUUAUUUUAAGACAGGCAAACUUAUUUAUUAAUGAACAUAAAUGUUUAACAUCAUUGCAGUUUUACUCAAUAUGAAAAAAUAGCAUUUAUUUCAAGUUGUUUAAAUAUAUUGUUUAUUAAAUGUGUUAAACCAUGAACUGUGGUCGUCCGGAAAAAUCGGCAGACUUUCUCGUUCUGUACUGUGGCGGCCGAAAAAAUCGGCCAAUAAAAAACACGGUCCGACAGCAACUUCCAAUCCAAUAUUUAACCGAAAUUAUAGCCACUUACUUUUAUUAAUAAUUAAAUCAUCUUCAGGCUCAAAAUAAAUACUUUUUAAUAGGAGUUUUAUAUCGCUGUUUUUUAAAAGCUAAAAUGGUUGAAGCCAUGGCUGGGCCAUCAGUGCAAGAACUAAUAGAAAUAAGUUUGGUUGAAAGCUUUUUAGGAGAGGUUUUAAGUGAUACUCAUGAUGAUUUUAACAUUCCCCAUGACGAUAUCAGUUAAGAUUAUUCUUCUCGUGAAUUUUAUACUAGUCUUAGUGAUACUAAAGUAGGCCUAUUGAGGCUACUGUUAGACUUCGAGCCAGGUCCGGAGGUUGGGCAAGGACUGACUGAAUUUUAGUCACACAAGCUACAGAUUAUAGUUCAGAACUAAUAAAUUUUAUAGUUAAACAACACAAAUCAGUUCCACAGUUCCUUUUAAAAUUUUUACUAGUAAAUAAUAACUAUUUUGCCUGAGAUUUCAUAUUUUGUACUUGGUUUUAGCAGUGGUCACAGUUUCUUAUAUAAAUGACCUAAAAUUACUAAAAUUGCUUUCAAAUGUUUAAAUGCAAUCAAAACCUUUGCAAACCAUACAUUUUCUUAAAGAUAAAUGAAUUGGCUACAACAUUUAGAUUUGUGUUUUAAGUGUAUCUAUAAAAAUUAAUUAUGUUAUGAGCACUUGAUAGCAAGACAUUUUGUCAAUUUUUUUUUCUUGAGAACUUCAAGGUCAAGGACACUGAGCAAAAUUUUUUUAAGGGGUGGGCAAUAUGGUCAACACUAUCCCCAUCCAUUUACCUUUCUAAAAAUAUACUUAUAGGGGUCUUGUAUCAAUAUUUCUAUGUCAUUUAAUGCAAUUUUAAAUGGCACUCAAAACACUCUGAAAAGCUCCACAUCACAGAAUGAUGCAUGCCAGAGUUCGGGGGUUAAAUAAUUUCAAAUACCGGACUUGUAUAGCUGCAUUAUCGUCAAAGAAUAGUAUAAAAAGAAGAAAAAGAUUUAUUUAUUUUUUAAAGAUUUCUGAAAAAUUUAAAAUGUUAACUUACAGUAGAAAUAUAAAUUUUGUUUGUUGCAAUUUUAUGUUUUAAUUUUUGAGUAUAUUUUAGAAGUUUUUCUAAAAUAAUGAAAAAAAUCAUGUUAAGUUGAAAAUUUACCAUCAUCUACAAAGAUAUAUAUCUAUUUAUGAAUGUUUUAUUUGCAAACGUAUUUGUAUUUUCAGGGCUAAACCAGGUGUCUUAGGAAGUCUUAAGAAAUUUGAGAAAGAUUUUAUGGAUGUGAUUGAAAUGGGCCAAAGACAUGAUGCGACAAAAAGGGAAUUAGCUCAAGCUAGAAAACGUAAAGAAAAGAUGUUUGUUUUAGUUAUUUUAGAAACUUUGUGUAAAUGUGCAUUAAAUAACUGGAUUGCUUAACCUCUUUUUAAAAUAAACCGGAAGAAAACUCCUUUGCUAUAGAUGUAAUAAUGUUAUUCUUAUAUGUAGUAUAUAUAUAUAUAUAUUUAAAUAAAAUAUUUAAACUUCAAUUUUUUAAGUAAUAAAACAAAAUUAACUUUUCUAAGAAUUUUAAAAAUUGUUUUAAAAAAAAUUAAUUUUAAUAUUUCAAAUAAAUGAAUACAAAGAACAAAGUUUUAAAAAAUGGUGUAAUAAAUGUUGACAAUCAUUUCAUUUAAAUGAUUUUCACCUUUUAGAGAAAGACAAAUUUGCUGAAAUGCGCAAAAAAAAUUUGUUGAGGAGAACAAAAGCUUUAAUUGCUGACCAACUUCCUAAGAAAGGUAUGUAAUGAUUUCUGUUAACACUCGACCAUUUAUGUUUUUCUCUGAAUAUUUUGUAUAUUUAUAUUCAAAUUAAAAAUAAAGUUUUACAGACUGUAUGUAAUAUUUAACUUUGUUGCCCCUACUAAUUUGUUUUCAGAGGAUCUUGUUGUGUUGUGUAAGCUUACAGAUUUGCAGAUCAGUGUGUACAAAGCUAUACUCUCACACCCAGACAUGGAGCUCGUGUUACAUUCUGAGGAUCCCUGUGGCUGUGACAGUGGGAAACAAAGGAGCUCAUGUUGUUAUAAAGUAGGUCUCAAUAAAUCUUGUUUCACUUCUCAUUUUGGUCAUCUUUAUGUAAUUUAAAUAAAAACAAUAUCCCCAGAAAUGGAUAGAGAUAUUUAGAAGUGGUACCAAAAAAAAAACCACAGUAAUACAACUUUUGGUAGAUGGAUGUCUGUAAAACUAAGGACCAAAUUUCUUGAAGGUCUGCUACUCAAAACCAGCAAGCCCACCUUCCCCAACUUGUGGGAUAAAAAGGCCUACCAUGAAAGCUAACCGAAACAAAAGUGACUUGAAGUUAGUUGUAUUGGGUUAUCUUGGUAUUUAGCAUGAUAAAAUACACUGAGAUAUACUAGAAAAAACUGACUUUGAGUAAAUUAAAAAGACAAAAAUUUGGUAUAAGGAAUAGAGUAUAGGCAUGCUUUUAUUAAAAGAAAAAAUAAUAAUUUAGACAUUAUGGCUAAGGCCUUCAACAAUUAAAAUUUUUAACAAAUCCUUACAUGUAUCCAAUUAAAUUUUACAUAAUUUUUUUUAUAUAUCCUAUCAAUUUCAUAAAUAAAACUAAAGAAAGAAAAAAGGGGUGGGCAUGCUUACUCACAAAAAAUGGAGAAGAAAAGGAAGAAAAUGAAAGAUAUUACAGCCAUGUAAAAAUUUGAUUUAGGUAAAUAGCAUAUGAAGUCAACAUAUCAAAUCUUUAACCUGCCUUUAAAAUGCCCAUUCUGAUUUUAAAACUAUUACACAACAGCAUAACAGAGGGCAAAAAACACUGUUAAAUGCUGACAGAUUGAAGAAAAAAAUUAGUUUUUAUAUUCAACUUUUAUUCACACUUUUGUUUUUCUUUAUCAGUAAAUUGUUACACAUUUCAUAUAUGCUUUCAAAUCUUUGACUUUGUGAUAGGUAGCUCCUAAUGGCAUGAAAGUUCAGGCUCUGGUAUUUUCCUAUAUGCAUUUGAUGCUAAAGGCUGCCAAUCAUAUAGCACUUCUCCUUCCUGAUGACAAAAUGAGUGAGAAACAAGCCACAAUGACCAGACUUGUGUGUGAAGUUGCCUUUAAAGAACAUCCUCAGUUUGUUGAACAAACUCAGUUAGCAGCUUUCAGGACACUCUCUGACCCAAAGUAUUGUGGGAAAAUGAAAGUAUGCUUUCCAUGUAAUGUAGGACUCUUAAUACUUUGGAAAUGAAAACUAAGUUUACAAUUUGAGUUUAAUUGUUUAAUGUAACAGAAUAGAAAUAAGAAAUUCGGUUAUUUAAAACAAGAACUGCUGAGUUAGAAAUCUGAUACCAUGUCUGACGCCAACUUUUUAAUGAUAUCACUUAUGUGUUGCUUUCUAUUUAAAUUCAAAAUUUGACUUUAUUAUCAUCACACCAUCCAUACAAAUUUUCAAUAGAUUUUUUUUUGUUGCCCUCCCUAGAAAGAUAUUUUAUUUCUUUAAUAAUUUCUUUAGUUUUAUUCAAGUUAAAUUUAUUUUUUUUCUCUCCAGAUUUUAGCUGGCUUGUUGUCAGUGUUUGCAUCUAGUCAUGAUAAAGUUUUGGUCUUUUCAUAUUCAUCAAGAGUAAGCAGUUUAUUGCUAUUAAAUUCAAUAUUUCAGAUUCCUGUUCUGUAAACAGGAUUAUUAGGGAUCAGCUGCAUAAAAAAAGUGGCAUAGGAAUGGGGGCAGUCUGCCCAGGGUAUCAAUUUUAUCUUCAUAUGGAGGCGGUGACUUAUUUUGCCAACUGCAAAUUCUUGGAUAAAAUUCAAAUAGCAUAGAAUAAUGCGGCUCGCAUUGUUCUCCGCAAACGCAAAUUCGACCAUGCAAAACACUUCUGAGAGAGUUGCACUGGCUGCCGGUGCGUGCGCGCAUAGAGUACAAAAUCGCAACUUUGUGCUACCGCUGCUUACAUGACCUGGCGCCGUCCUAUCUGAAAGAGCUACUGACGCCUUAUGUACCCACUAGACGACUCCGCUCAUCCGAUAGUGGCAAACUCUCGACACCACGUGUUUGCCUUGAGACUUACGGAAAGCGCACUUUCGCAUUUGCUGGUCCAACAAUUUGGAAGGCCCUUCCUGUCGAUCUCAGAAACAACCAGACACUGGAGUCCUUUAAAACCGAUUUAAAGACAAAUCUAUUUCGCAAACACCUUCUGGGAUGAUUGUCUACCUUAUUUUCCAGUUAAUGCAUAAUGGCUGUGUUGCUUAUGGUUGAAAUGGCUAGAAAGACUUUGACAUUGUAUGCUUGUAAUUAGUUUUUGUAGUGUUGCGUUUGUUUUUAAUGUGGUAAAUUAUAGAUUUGUUUUUUGUUGACUUUGUACCGCGCUUCGAGCCUUUGGGGAUGAAGCGUGUUUUUGAAAUGAACUUUAUUAUUAUUAUUAUUAUUAUUAUUGGUGGGGGGUGGGAUUCAUUUGCUUGCCCUGGGUGGCACUAACCAAAAAUGAACAUGACAAUAGGAUACAAGGAACGUUUAAGAAUUUUUUACACAGUUUCUCCUGUCUUUAUAAAUAUAUACAUGAGAAUGUUCUAAGCUGACCAUAUAAUGCUUAAAAAUACAGAAUCAAUUAAAAUACGGAGAGAAUCUUAAAAACAUUGAUAGGAAUUUUCUAUUAUUGUAAGGAAAUCAAUUUAAUUUAAAUAUUAAAAUAAAAUAUAUAUGCUUAUAUUUUUUAUGUUUAAUUAAAAGGUCUGUUUUUUAUAAAUUUGAAUACAUUAAAAAUAAAUAUUAAAUUAUUAUAAGUAAUUUAUCCGAAUUUGAAAGUUAAGAUAUUUUUUAAUAUCAAUAAAUUAAUGACCAAGUCUUACUAUUUUUAAUUCAUAAUCACAUUUAUCCGCAAAACCCCAAUAUCUGUUGGUUAUUGCGUUGUUAAUAUUGCGAAAUUAAAUUUAAAUUAAUGUUAUCCAUAUGUCUUCAAACAAUAUAAAAUUAAAAUUUAUGAUUGAACUCCAAAACAAUAUAAAAAAUUAUAAUUUUAUAUGUAUUAAUAAGAAUGAGCCAAGGUGACCAUAUAACUAUAACACUAAAAAAUGAAACAAUUUAAAUACAUUCUUACUCUGAAAAAAAAUAAUAGGGGUUUUCUAUUAUUUUAAGGACAUCGAAUCAAUUUAUCAAUGAUAAAAAUAAAAUAUAUUUGCUUAUUUUGAAGUAUAUGUUUAAGUAUUAUUAUAAAAUUAAAUUAGAAACACAUUUAAAAUAACAAUUAAAAGACUAUUUUAAGUAUUUUAUCUGAGAUGAAAAUUAAAAAAAUUCAUUCUCUUUUAGGCAAAAGAUUAUUGUCUAAAUGUUAUUAUUAUUAAUUCGUAAUCAUAUUUAUCAGGAAAACACAAACAUUGUGGUUUUGUAGUGGUAUAGCAUUGUCAAUAUUGCAAAAUUAAAUUUACAUUUAUGCUAACCAAAUGUCUUCAAACAAUAGCAAAUUAAAAUUUUCCAUUGAAAUGAGUUAAUGACUGCGUGUGACAAAACUGAAAUUUUAAGAAUAAAUUUAAUGUAUUGCUUUUUAAAUUGUUAAUACCCAACACCAAAUUUUAACUUCUUUGUAUUUUUAACAUUCAAUUAGUUUUUCUUAUUUUUGCUUCCAAAAAUUUUACUUUUAUCAAACUUAACAACUAAAAAUACUUUUAAUAAGAAAAUGCUGUUUAAGCCAAUUAGUGCAGCGAAACUUCAUUGCUUAAAACACUCAUUCAAAUAAGAAUAAACCAUAUGAAGAGGUCUUAAAAAAGUAUCCAACGGGCCACAUGAAGAUUAUUCGAUGACCAUUUAUAAGUCAUUAAAGGUUUUAUCAUAAAAAAAUGUAACCUUAUUCACUUUAUUGGGAGGAGGGAAAGGCUUGGAAGCCUGCAAGUGAUCUGUGUGCCGUGAGUUUGAGACCCCCAGCGCUUGUGUUAAUUAAAGUUGUUAUAACAUGGGCAUUUUUUGAUGAAUUCUUGCAGCUUCUAGAUAUCAUAGAGCAGUAUGUGAUUAGCCAAGGCCAUGAGUACCGAAAAAUUGAUGGGAAAGUGAAUAGCCUGCGUCGUCGAGAUAUAGUGAUAGAGUUUAAUAAAGAUAACAACAUCUUUAUGUGUCUCAUAUCUACCAAGUAAGCUUUCUGUUGCCCAUCUUAAAGUUAUAAGGUAAUAAUUCCUUUACAAUUGUUAAAGAUAAUCAAUAUUAAGUCUAUAUUCUGGUAAAGUACUAAGGUUUCUGAAAUGGAAAAUAAUCAAAAUUACAAUUUAGAAUUGUUUUAAACUUUCAAUUAUUUAAGCUUUUUUAAAUAGUGUAUAAAAUGAAAAUAUGUUUUUAAUAGUGGACAUCCUGGCUUACAAAAACUACUACCAAUAAACAAUGUUGUCUGCAAAAUUUAAUUUUAACCUGCAGACAAAGGGUGAGUUUCUUAUUCUUAACCAAAUGUUAGUUUUCAAACAUGAUUGAAUCUGUUGUGAACUUAAUUUCUUGUUUGAUAAGAAUUAUUUAUUUGUUAUUUUUUCAUUGUUUGAACCUUCCACUACUUCCAGGGCUGGUGGCUUAGGCCUAAACAUGACAGCUGCCAACAGGGUUGUUAUAUUUGACCCUAACUGGAACCCAAGUCAUGAUAUGCAAGCUGAAGACAGGUAUAUUUGGAUCAGCAACACAUCAUCAAAAAUGUCUUGAUAGUGUUUUAAUCUACUUCUGAAGAAAAGAAAAUUUGAACAAAAUAACUUAGCCAUAGUAAUCCAUCCAUCCCUUUGGUGCUGCAGCCCAUGUAUGGCUUUGGCCUUCCUCACCACAUCCUUACACUUACACUCAGCCCUAACUGAUGCUUUUCUUUUCCAUCCUUGGAUUCCCAGCUGCUGUAGUUUUCCACAUCAUCCAUCCAUCUUAGCCUAGGUUUGCCUUUGAGCCUUUUCCCUUUGUGGUUUAGGUAAUGUACCUUCUUCACUCCUCUGUCAUUUGGCAUUCUUUAUAAGUAGCCUACCCUAAUUUAUUUGGCUUCUAGCGGGGAUCCUGAUAUGGACUGUACAAUUCCUGGCUGGUUCAUACUCUCCUUCCAUAAACACCCUUUGAUGGUCCUUAUAUUUUCUGGAUAACUUUUCUCUCCCAUGUGUUGAAUAGAUUUUCUACUGUUUUUGUUAAGAGUCCAAGUUUCACUUGCCUAUGUUACAACUGGUCUUUUCUUUGUUUUUAUUCUAAUGUUUUUACUUUUGAGUUUUUUCUGAUUACUGAAGUAUGCCCUGUUUCUAACCGAUAUUCAAUCUUUUAUUUCUGUUAGUAAUUCGUUUCAUUUGUUUAAUAAAGAUCAUAAGUAUUUGUAAUUGAAUUGAUUUACUUUUUCAAAAGUCUGGUUUCUAAUUUUAAUGGUUUCCCUAACAGUGCUAUGUCAUGUCAUCAGCAUUUGCAAGAUACUUUUGGGGCUAAUUGUAGAGAGUGCAUAUUGGUUGUGUUUCUUGGGUUUCCCUCAGAAAGUAUCCUAUCAUUGUUCCUAGGGUGUCCAUAUGUAUGUUUCUGUUAACUUUCUCCAAUUUUAUUAUAAAUAGCAUACAAGACAAGGAGUCGUCUUUCUUAGGCCUCGUCUAAUCUGAAAUUCCCUUGAAUAUUCACCCUGACCCCUUGAUUUUGCUUUUUGAAUUAUUUAAUGUUAUAUAUAUCAGUCUUGUCAGAUUUUUGGGUAUGCCAAACUCCUGCGAAGUCUCAUAUAGAUAUUUUAUCUUGAUGCUGUCAUAUAUCAUUUUAUAGUUCACAUAGAUUCAAAUCUGGGAUUGUAUAUUCGUAACAUUUCUGUAAUACUACUAAUAGGCAUCUGAUGGUGAAAAUCUGAUCAAUCAUUUUGUCUGAAUCCAUGUUGGUAGUCACCUAGUAUAUGUUCAGUGUACUGUUGUAGUCUUUUGGUAAUUAGUUGUCAACCAUCUUUUCCAGCUGGCUAUUAUCUCCUAGAUGUAUAUUGGCCUGUGUUGUUUAUGUUUGCAAGUCAUGAAAGACUUAGAAUGGGUAUUCUCAUAUGUAGUUUUUGUAAUGUUGCGUUUUGUAUUUCAAUGUGGUAUAAUAUAGAUUUUUUCAUUUCUAUUUUAAUAUGGUUGACUUUGUACAGCUCUUCGAGCCUUUGGGGAUGAAGCGUGAUUUUCAAAUAAAUUUUAUUAUUAUUAUUAGUUUAGUCAGUAUUUUGUAUGUAACAUUUUAUGUGAAAAUUCCUCUGUAGUUUGUGCAUUGAAGUUUUGAACCUUUAUUGUGUAUUGGGGUUAUUAUAGGGUGACCAAAUGUCCCCUAAAAAUGGGAUUGUCCCAUUUUUUCACGAUCGUGCCCGGUGUCCCAAAAAAGUAUAAAUAAUAAGUAUUCACUGUAAAGUUAUUAUUUUUCAUUUAUGUAGUAUUCCCUUUUUAUUUCAUCUUGUGAUGCUUCUAGUUGUACUGCUACUUUAUUUGAUAAACUUUUGUAGUUUUGGGUCUUUGAUAAGUUUUUGGUAAUUAUAUAGUUUUUCUCUUUGAUUUCAGCCAUUUUGUAUUAUGCUUAUUCUCUGCUUAUAUUUAACCCUUAUAAGUAGAUUGUCAGAGUCUGCAUGUGCUCCUCAACAUUCGAAAAUCAUGUGCAUAUCCAGGCAAGGGUCAAUUACCAUAUCCACAAUAAAAAAUGUCUUGAGUGUUUUAAUCUGUUUCGCAAGAAAGUAAGAUUUGCUUUGUGAACAAAAUAACAUUGCCAUUGUAAUAAAACUUAUAUUAUUUUUUGUUUCUUAGUAUGUCAAUUUUUCUGUUUACAAUGUUUUCAUUUUAAGGGCAUACCGCCUUGGUCAGACCAGGAAUGUUCAAGUAUUUCGUCUGGUAUCAGCAGGCACCAUUGAGGAAAAUAUCUACCUUAGGCAAAUUUACAAACAGGUGAGUCAGAUUUAUUUGCAUAUUUCAACUAAUUGGAUUAUUCCCUCAUGCCAUAAUGUAAAAGUAAGAUGAAUUAACUUUAUAGGGUUAAUACGCACAUUAUGAUAGCAAUUUAGUAAGACACUAGAAAAGUAUGCUAACAGUUAAGGGUUAUAAAUACCUACAUAAGAGAAUAUCCACAGUAGUCUUUGUGGGUUAAACAGGCAUGAUUUUAAAAAAACAUGAUACAACUCAGAAAAUAUCAGAAAAAAGUUCAGCUGCCAGAAAAUAAACUAAAAAAAUCAAUGUUUUAAUAUUUUGUUUGCAGCAGCUUGAUGAAGUUGCUGUUGGUACAGGCAAUGCUCGAAGGUACUUUUUUGGAAAACAAGGAGACAGAGAAAAUCAAGGAGAACUUUUUGGUGUUAAGAAUAUUUUUACUCUUCGCACGGGAGAAUCAAGUUUAACAUUGGAUGUUUUGAAGGUAUAAUUAAAAUAAAUAUUAAUAUUAAGGAUGAAAUGUUUAUGGGGGAUUUCUUUAAGAAUUAUUGUUUUAAAUCCAGCAUAUCAUGUAAGCAUAAAAUUAUAACAUUUUUCAUAUCAUUUGAAUAUAUCAAAACCAGUUUAUCUGAAGUAAUUAAUAAUUGUUGCCUUUAAAUUUUCCAGAAAUGAAAGAAGCUUAAAAACUAUUCUUCCAGUUGCCUUAGGAUAUUACAUUUUAAACUUAUUCUCAAUGUUCAGCUAAUUGUUGGUCCAUGGCUGUUUCAUACCUUCAUUGUUCAGCUAAUUAUUGGUCCACUGCUCCUCCAUAUCUUCAAUGUUUAACUUAUUUUUGGUCCGCUGCUCCUUCAUAGGUUCACCACUAGAAAACUAGGACUGUUAAUUUUAUAUUAAGUUUAAAUGAAAUGGUUAAAAUACCAUGAGUUCCUAAUAAAUAAUACUGGUAAAUGUUAGGUUUUUUAACUUAUCAGCUCAGUGUGAGGGGUUUGUAUAAAAAUAUGCUGAUCAUAUUUUGGGAAUAUCUACUUUUAUUUAAAAGCUAAUUCUUUCAUUGUCUGGUUGUUUUUUUUUAAAGGUUCUGUAAAAAAAACUUUGAUAUUUUAUCUUCUUAGAGAAAUGAAAAUAUUGAAAAAAGUCUUGCAGGCUAUGACAUCACAAAAUAUGUACCUCCUAUGGUUGCAAAUUCAUCUGAAGUUGAUAUUAGCAGUAGUGAUGAUGACAGGAUUCCAGAAGAGGAUGCUGAUAAUGACGAAGAAUCAUUUAUGAGGAACUUAUUUGGUGCAGGUAAAAUUUAUACACUGAAAAAUUAGUGUUUCUAAAACAAAAUAAAGCAUUAUUAACCCAUGAACUGUGGCAUGCAUCAUUCUGUGGUGUGGAGCUUUUCAGAGAGUUUUGAAUGCCAUUUGAAAUUGCAUUAAAUGACAUAGAAAUAUUGAUACAAGACCCUUAUACUUAUAAGUAUAUAUUUUUAGAAAGGUAAAUGGAUGGGGAUAAAGUUGGCCAAAUUGCCCACCCCGUUAAAAAAUUUUGCUCAGUGUCCUUAACCUUGGAGUUCUCAAGUAAAAAAAAAAUCGACAAAUUGUCCUGCUUUCAAGUGCUUAUAACAUCAUUAAUUUUUAUAGAUACACUUAAAACAUAAUUCUAAAUGUUGUAGCCAAUUCAUUUAUUUAUCUUUAAGAAUAUGUAUUGUUUGCUAAGGUUUUGAUUGGAAUUAAACCUCUGAAAGCAAUUUAGUAAUUUUAGGUCAUUUAUAUAAGAAACUGGGACCACUGCUAACACCAAGUACAAAAUACGAAAUCUCGGAUAAAAUAAUUAUUAUUGAGUAGUUAACAUUUAAAAAGAAACUGUGGAACUGAUUUGGGUUGUUUAACUAUAAAAUUUAUUAGUUCUGAUCUAUAAUCUGUAGCUUCUGUGACUAAAAUUCAGUCAGUCCUUGCCCAACCUCCGGGCCUGGCUCGAAGUCUAACAAUAGUCUCGGUAGGCCAACUUAAAUAUCACUAAGAAUAGUAUAAAAUUCACGAGAAGAAUAAUCUCAACUGAUAACGUCAUGGGGAAUGUUAAAAUCAUUAUCAGUAUCACUUAAAACCUCUCCAAAAAGCUUGCAAACAUAUUUCUAUUAGUUCUUGCACUGAAGACCCAGUCAUGGCUUCAACCAUUUUAGCUUUAAAAAAAGCAGCUGUAUAAAACUCCGAUUAAAAAGUAUUUAUUUUCAAGUUAUCACGAAACAGCUUGAACCGGAAGAUGAUUUAAUUAUUAUUAAAAGGACUUGGCUAUAAUUCUGGUUAAAUAUUGGAUUGGUAGUUGCUAUCGGACCGUGUUUUUUAUCGGCUGAUUUUUUCGGCCGCCACAGUACAGAACGAGAAAUGUCAGCCAAUUUUUUAAGCUGACCAUAGUUCGUGGGUUAACAUAUGACUUAACAUUUAGCUCUAGCUAAAAAAAAAAUAAAAAAACCAGAUGGCGGCCAUGAGUGUGUGAAACAGAAAUUAAUAAUAAUUAUAAUAAAGUUUGUUUGAAAAUCACGCUUCGUCCCCAAAGGCUCGAAGGGCAGUACAAAGUCAACCACAUUGAAAAAGAAAUGAAAAAAAAAUAUUAUACAACAUUGAAAUACAAAACGCAACAUUACAAAAACUACAUACGAGAAUACCCAUUCUAAGUCUUUCAUCUCUUGCAACCAUAAACAAGACAGGCCGAUAUACAUCUAGGAGAUAACAGCUAGCUGUAAAAGAUAGUAGACAACAUCACCCCAGCAGGUUUUUGCGAAAUGGAUGUGUUUUCAAAUCGGUUUUGAAAGACUCCAGUGUCUGGCUGUUUCUGAGAGCGACAGGAAGUGUGUUCCUAAUUGUUGGGCAAGCAAAUGCGAAAGAAAAUUGUCACCAGCGUUCUAAAACUGGACUUUAAAUAUGUUCCUAUUGUAACCAAAUCUUAAAUACUUAUUUCAAUUGAAAUUGGGAUUUCAAAAUUCAACAGCUGUAUGUGUUGGGGCAUGCAGCCAGGUGUUAGUUUUUAUACAACCGUUCAUACUGGAUUACACAUGAUAUACCUGUUCAUAAAUAGGCUCCUACACCCCCCCCCCCCCCCCCCCCAACGUAAAUGACAAAACCACCCUUUCCAAGCAAUGGACGCUAAACCCCUGCUCCAUAGAGAUAUGGAUGUAAUUGUAAUGCUCCAAAUGCCAGCUUUACACAGUAUUAGAAAGACCCACCCACAACCCCCCUGUCACCUUCCUGAUCACAAUCCUGUGUGGGGAUGUACACAUAAGCCCCGGACAUACAGCUCCACACACCCCUGUGGACUGUGCCAAGAGCCAGUCAAUUGGAACUGCAAAGGCGUGUCGUGCGACACAUGUCGAAUCUGGUUCCAUCUGCUAUGUGCCAACGAUCGAUCCGUGGACUAGGGCAAAAACGAGUCAACCCUCCUUUGCAUGGUCCACACUGCAACAACAUCAACAGCUUCACAUUCCACAAUUAGCAACUGAACUGCUCAAAAUACUCUCCUCUCUCAUCUCCCAAUCUAAACGCUGAAUCUGUAAUAACGCCCGACUCAUUUUCACAGCAAAGAACUAGAACCUCAAAAUCCCACCAUCCUAGUCAACCUCCCUACUCCACCCAAAAGGCAUCCCACAAGCUCCCAAUAACAUAAAUGACAUCCUACAACCUCCUCUUCUAUCCCUGACCAUCCCAAAAAUGCUAACCUCCGCCUUCUAAAUAUCAACUGCCAAAGCAUAGAAUCAAAGAGACAAGAGCUUGCAACCAUCAUCCAAUACACCAAACCAGACAUAAUAUGUGGAACAGAGUCAUGGCUCAGAGGCAUAAACCUGGGAAAGAACCAACCCUGGACCAAGUAAAGUCCUCAGAAGUCUUCCCGGUGGAUUACAAUGUGUAUUGUCAUGACCGUGCAACAAAAGGCGUGGGUGUCUUCAUCUUGAUUCACAGAUCCCUCACAUAAGUGAAACAACCACCCCUGGUCACAGCCUGCGAAAUAGUAUGGGCACAGGUUAAUUUAAAAAACAAGAAAGACCUCUGCAUCGGUGCCUUCUAUAUCCCAAAAAGAACCCAGUGCAACCUUGACCAGCUCCAAAAUCCAUCAACAUUCUUACAGCCAACGACAAGCACCCACGCGACAUCAUCGUCGCCGGUGACUUCAACUGCCCCGAUAUAGAAUGGACCAUGCAUACUGCUCACUCCACUGGCAAAGACAAUACCAUUCAGCAAUCACUGAUGAACUUAACCUCAUCCUCACUACUCACGCAACUGCAGAAGACACCGACACGUCAAAACAGCAUCCUAGAUCUAAUCUUUUCGUCCAACCCCACCUUUGUUAAACAAUCCAGGCAUAUCUGACCAUGACGCAGUGGUGGUUGACUUCUAGUCCAAAGCUGAAAUAACGCCCCAGAAACCCAGGAAAUCUUACAAGUUCGGUAAGGCAAACUGGGACAAGAUCAAACUAGAUCUCACCGCCGCUGAACAGGUCAUCCUAAAAAAAUAUAACAAGGGAGAGGAUGGAGAUACACUAUGGUGGACCUUCAAAAAUACCUUAUCCAACAGCAUAGAUCAAAAUGUCCCAUCAGCGACAGCAAAGAAUCCAUGCAAUCUACCAUGGCUGAACACACGGCUCAAGAAGCUGCUGAAGAGGAAGAAAAGACUAUUGAAGAAAGCCCAAACUACCAACAACUGGACCCUGUACCGCCAGUUCCAGAAACAUUGUCGUAGGGAACUAAGAAGAGGAGAGUGGCAGUACAUAAAUGGAGUCAUUCAAGAAGGCCUCGAAAACAACAACGCAAAACCCUUCUGGCGCUACAUUAAAUCCAGGAAGCAAGACAACAUUGGUGUAGCCCCCCUACUAGAAAAUGGGCAACUUGUAAGCGAUGGCCAAAACAAAGCAGAAAUUCUCCUAAGGCAGGUUCAAUCUGUCUUCACAAAAAUUUCCACCACUGUCAUACCAUCCCUAAAACGUUCACCUGGUACAGUAGGCCCCCUCAAAAUAACUGAAACAGGAGUAGCCAAACUUCUCAAAAACCUGAAGCCCAAUAAAGCACCUUGACCUGACUGUAUCCCGAACAUUGUCCUGAAGACCCUGGCUGACAACAUUGCCCCAACCAUGACCCACAUUGUCCAAAAGUUGCUUGACUCCGGCAAACUCCCGCUAGACUGGCUUGAUGCAAAUAUCAUUAGUGCCUACAAGAAAGGUGACCCUCAUAAGCCAGCAAACUACCGCCCAAAAUCCCUACCUUCGUCCCAUGCAAAAUUCUAGAACACAUCAUCUGUCACCACAACCACAUCAUGAACCACCUUGAACACUACAACAUUUUGACCAACCUAAACCACGGUUUCUGCUAUGGAUUAUCAACAAAAACUCAAUUAAUCAUCACCACCAAUUACCUCCUCACCACCUAUGACUAAGGUAUCCAGUUCGACAUGACAAUUCUCGACUUCUCCAAGGCCUUCGUCACUGUUUCACACAGCCUUCUUCUACAUAAGCUCCACCACUAUGGCAUUACCGGUAACCUUCACUCCUGGCUGUCAACAUUCCUAACACAACGGAGCACGCAAGUAGUGGUAAAUGGCGUCCGAUCAUGCAAAGCCACCAUAGAGUUCCUCAAAGCACAGUGCUGGGCCCCAUUCUCUUUCUCUGUUAUGUAAACGACCUCCCCUGAUGCUGUAAAAUCUCAAGUGAGGCUAUUUGUCUACAGAGAGAUACACAGCUACAAUGACCACAACCACCUCCAAGCUGAUUUGAUCUGCCUUAUGAAUUGGGUGGACACAUGGGGCAUGAAAUUAAACAAAAACUAAAUGCUACACAAUGAGCAUCUCAAGAAAAAAAACCAUCAACCUAUAUGUACUCACUAAACAACACAAUUUUUCAAGUAUAAAAUAAUCCAUAUCUUGGAAUUCUCUUCUUGAAUAACCUAAAAUGGUCACUCCAUAUAAACAAAAUUUCAAAAAAGCCAACUCCACACUAGGUUUCAUUCGAAGAAAUCUAGGCCACUGCCCAACCUGCAAAUGAAAUACCUAUCUUGCACUCAUCCAUCCACUACUAGAAUAUGGUGCGAUCAUCUGGGACCCAUACCUAAAGCAAGACAUGGACAAGAUGGAGCGAAUCCAAUGUAAUGCAGUGCGCUUCAAAGUGCACGUGAGACCACAGAACCACAACUCCUGGCUUCGUCAUUGGCCUCUUAAAAAGAUUUGACAUCCCCUCCCUCAAAGACAGACGAGAAAAGCUCCACCUAACAUUCCAAUAUAAAGUGGUCAUUGGGCUAGUGACGUCCAUCCCAACAAACAUGUAUCUCACCCCACAGAAGUCAGGUCGCUUAAUCGGAGCCAAACGCUCACUAAAUACUGACUUCACCUCUAACAACCCCAUAAACAAUCACAUCUGGAACACUAGUAAAUGCUUCACUGUACCUGGGUGUAAUACAGUCCAAUAUAAACAAUCAUUUUUCCCACGCACAAUCAUCACUUGGAACCACCUGGAAAAUACCGCAGUAAACUCGACAUCAAACAAGAGCAUCAAAACUGCCCUAGCUUCCGCUAGGAGCCGUCAAAAUACCAGCAUCGCAUCCCCAACCAUUGCACAUAUGCCAGUACAUGUCUCCAGCAACGUGCCCUACCAGAAAAAGAACGCUAGAGCAGUAAUUUUUUAAUUUUUUUUUUACUAGACUUAUAAUAAUCAUAUACUCCAAAGUUUCAGUACCAGUAUUUUUUAAAGUCUUAUGAUACUCUUAAAUGUCAGUACCAGUAUUUGUACAGUUUUAUGAUUUUAUUCAAAAUAACAAAUAUUAUCUGGAAAUUUCACUCCCUAUAGAUAUUGAACAAUGUAAAAUAAGCAUAAAUAAAAAGCAUGAUUUUGUCAUUUUUGUAGGUCUUUUUUUCCACUUAGUGUCUAAUGAAAUUGACUUAAGCUUUGUGAUGUAAUAAUAUUAACUUUUGAGUAAAUGAUCCAGUGUUGUACAUUAUUAAAUCACAGACAGGAGCCUCCAAACAGCAGAAAACAAGAAUUCAUACUCCCUGCAACCAACGAUAGAGGACCUUAAACAGGACUUAGUUACAGUGAUCAAUUCUAGAAGUGAUGAUAGUGAUGAGGAGUUUUCUUUGAUACCCAAGUUACAUCACUGUUCACAACAAUCAGUCAAAUCUUCCCUAGUUAAAUCACAUGAAGUAAGAAUCUCAUCUAAAGUACCAGAGGCUUGUGGUGUUACCAGAGCUAAAAAUAUAAUUGUCGAUGACCUCACUUUCACAACUUAUAAGAUGGCAGACUCUUAUUUUGGUCAGCUGCACAAAAAUAUAUAAAAAAAAUCUGAGACAUACAAAAGAGGUGCAGAGUCUGGUAUUUCUUGGCUAUUUGGUGACGAAGAGCUUGACAGCAAAGUGAGAGAUCCUAAGAAUGGAAGGACUGAAAGCAGCAGCAAAAAUAAUUCAAUCUUUGAAAACUAUGUUAACACACAAAAAAGUCAUGGGACUGCUUCUUUAUUGGAAAAUGACACAACCCAAUCAAGAUUAUUAAAAACAAUUUGCAGAGAUUAAAAAAAAUCAACACGAAAAUCAGGAACAUCCGCUUCAAAAUUUACAUCAUUACAAUCUGUUUUGAGUGAGUAUUCUUUAAGGCUGAGUAUAAGUGAUAUUAUUUUAAAUGGUCAAUAAUUGACUAAGACAUCUGAAGAUUUACUGUAUUUUAAAUAAUAGAACACAAUAUUUGUCAACCAGUUUGCUAGUGUCAGGGCUGUCUUUACAACAGCGGAGGCCCUGUGCACAAUAAUGCACUGAGGGCCCUAGCCAAUUUCUUUCAGGUAUUUUUCCACGUGGGAGUGGGAGUACUUGGGGGAGGGAGGCAGUGCAUCUAUUAGCAUGAAAAUUCAGAAUUUUGAUGCCCAGUGCCAGCUCUGACUUCGUCGCCUCUGCCAUACAUAACCAUUAAUUCAUUCUGUUAGUGAAGCCCCCUGAGGGUAUGCCUUUAUCCCAGCUUAGUUUCAUCCCUAGAAUCUUUUAGUUCAACUAUGUAUACCAAACUAAAGGAAAAGUAAAAUUCUAUCCAUUCAAAACAGUCAUUGUAUCUACUUACAUCAAGCACUUUCAUUUCCAUUAAAAUGUGUCGGCACUGUCACUUAAACGAAACUGAUGGUAAGGUUUGGAGAAAGCCCCCCCCAUUAGAAAAUUUUUGAUAAAUUCAAAAUGAUGGGAUGCCUUUUGGCACUUACAUGAAUUUAGUUUGCAUCAUUCUACCCUAGCAACCGGCUAGCUGCAGAAAGGAUGCUAUUUGAAAUUUAGGUUCCUUUAACCAUGCAUGAGCUACACAAAUUCUUUUAUUUUUAGUUGUACCUAAAUAGUUUUUCUAUGAAGCUAUUUAUUUGUUAAACUACUUCACUACUGAAUGAAUAUAAAUAGUAUUUUUUUAAAAAUCCAUUCAAAACAGUUGAUAGUUAAUUUUAAAAAAAAAAAAACGACAAACAAUCUGUUAGUAUAUUAAUAUAAUAAUUAUCAUUUUGGAUUUAAUUUAAAACUUAAGUAGAUUUUACCGAAAUUUACAGUUUAAAAAAUUAGAAAAAAAAUAGUUUUUCUAUGAAGCUAUUUAUUUGUUAAACUACUUCAAUACUAAAUGAAUAUAAAUAGUAUUUUUUUAAAAAUCCAAUCAAAACAGUUGAUAGUUAAUUUUAAAAAAAAAAAAAAACGACAAACAAUCUGUUAGUAUAUUAAUAUAAUAAUUAUCAUUUUGGAUUUAAUUUAAAACUUAAGUAGAUUUUACCGAAAUUUACAGUUUAAAAAAUUAGAAAAAUGCUGUUUUGUACAAAAGUUCUAUAGAUUUUGCAUGGUUAUUUAAAACAGGUCAUUUUAAAAAUAAAUUGUAUCUAAAUGGUUUUUUAAAAAAAUGAAGGAAAGAAAUAUUUUCAAAAUACGUCAUAAAUAUAUUAAUAUUUGAUUUAUUGGAGGGAAAAUGAGACAGCAUGAAUUUACAAAAAAAUGCAGUAACUUUAAAAAUUUAUUUGGAAUUUCAAACUAAUAUACUACAACUUUCUUCAUUUAAAUUUCGAAAUAAUGAACGUUUGGUGCCUUUUGUAAGAGUCUAUGAUAUAACCCCUCCCAACUUCCCACCAAGAAAAGGAAGUGGCUAUUCUUACCCGGGUAUCAGAAGUGAGAUGUUGGAUUAAAAAACUAUUUAAAAUAUUAUUUUUGGGUUUGUAAGACAAAAUGAGGAAUGAAAUGAAAGAUAAUUGAAUGGACUAUAUGUUUGUAAACUUACUUCUUCAGUUUAACUAAAAUAAAAUAUCGCAAAUGACAUCCGAAUAGCAUUGAGUCAAAAUGGACCCAGACACGCAACGCCGCCAUUUGAAACUUUCAAAAGCUAGUAUCAAAAAAUUGAAAUGAUAUUUCUUACGCACUGCUUUCUAUAGUAAGAAAUUAAUCUCUUAUUUUAAGUUAUUGGCUCGCUCUAAACAAUGCCUAACAAAAGGACGAUACCAUAGAGAAAUACAAUAGCAGAAAUACGACACUCAAAACAGUACUAUUACUAAUUAUAAUUAAUAAGAUUUAUUUAAUUAUUAAUACAAUUAAAAAAACAAAAGAAAUAUAAUUACAAAUCAUCAACUUACAGAUUAUGGGAAAUCUUGUUUCUGUACACAGUACAAUGAGCCAAUUAAUAAUGAUGAAUGCGAAUAAACACAUGAGUACACAAAGAAUAAUACACUUGUCUCGUGAAGUUAAAAAAAUCUAUCUGAAUCUCUCUCCCGAUGAAUCUCUGAAUCCCCUUUAAUAUCUAUACGUGGGUAGAACCAAAGCUUCUAGAAAUGUCUUCUACAUUGUUUAUCUUUCUAUUCAAUUAUCGAAGUUUCCCCAAAAUUCUAUUAAAAUAUAUUAGCUAUUUUUAGUUGAUAGUUGUGGAAAACAACGGCUAAGAUGAAAGGAAAUAGGCCACGCCCAAUACAAAUGCCGUCUAAUGUGGGGUCAACCAGAGUUCACGGCACGGGGAAAGUGUGAUGUAAUCACGUCCUUGAUAACAUGUUUAAAUAAACUGGAGAAAUCGUCUUCCUGCUUUCAUUUUGAAAGCAAAAAAAAUUGCCAAAAAUAUUUCAUUAUUUACUAAUAAUAUUGACAGCAUAAUGUGAUAUCCCCUCAAGCAUGAGGCCAGCUAGAGGCGUGAGAUCCUGGGCCACUAAGCAGUGUGUGCCCAUGCAAUAAGACGGCACUGACGUUUUCCACUAAUUUGACUACUGAACAGUGACCUAGCUAGGGUUAUUACCACCCAGGACUAACAUCUUAGUCUAACAUGGUUAUAAACACAAAUUCUUACUUUAUUUUUUUCGAUUCAUAUCUGGGAGAACGGAGAAGUAAAACUUUUUGAAUUAUUUCCCUUAAGAAGUCUCCAUCUUGUGUUUCGCAUUUAUAAUAUUAAUUUUGGAAUGUGCCGAUAAUAUCAUGGGUUAAAAUUGUGAAACAUGCUGUUCAUUGACUUUUAAAUCCAAUUAAAUUGCCAAAAUAUUUCAAUUUUCAUUAAAAAUAUGUAAAGCAUGAUGCCUCUAAAAGAAAGAGUCUCCUAGAAGCGUGAGGCCCUGGGCUAGUGCCCAGUGGGCCCAUAUCUUAAGAUAGGACUGGCUAUUGUAGUCUUGAAACUCUCAUUUUUAUCAUUAGGGAGGUCAUGAAAUAUAAAUCACAGAACUUUGUAUGUAAAAGAAAAAAAGAAUAUUUUUUAAGUGCCAUUUCAAAUUUUUAACACUAUUUAAUUUAUCCAUUUUUAAAUUUCUCUUUGGCACAGAUAUGGAAGGAGUACUUUGUACUGUGGCCAAUGAAAAAGUUGUGGGAUCAAGCCGUGCUGAGGAUCACAUGACACAUUGUGCCAUGGAAGAUGUGUUUGAGAACCACAUCAACUCACAGGCACCAGCACUGCGGUGUGAGCCAUACACACAAGUAAAGCAACAUUUUACUUUUGACAAUGUGUCUAGUGAAGGGCUGGGUUUAGUUCACUUCAUCAAUAACAAGUUUCAGAAGUGACUGCUGUAUUUUUAUCCAAAAUUGAAAAAUGUUCUUUUUUUGUGUGUUUCUUUACUAAGUCAUACAAAAGGGAGACAUCUAAAAGAAAAAUGACACUUAAAGGAAAAGGUAGAAAAAAAGUUUCCCUAUUAGACCAUAACACAAAACAAGCUGUACAAGUUGGAUGCUACAGAGUUCUUGUUGGACAGACACCAGCUGCUAUACAAAGGUAAGGUAGAAUUGAUAUAGAAUAGCUUAAAUGGUUGAUUAUUCAUGCUUACUUAUCUAAUCAUAUUAUCCAAAUAUACCAUAAUAUCCAUGUACACCAUAAUAUCCAAGUGCACCAUAAUAUCCAAGAGCACCAUAAUAUCCGAGUACACCAUAAGGGUGUCUGAAAGGAAAAAAUAGUCCUAUAUCUUAUAUUUCUUUCAUUUGUUGUUCCAUCAUUUUUAGCUUGAUUUCUUUAAAAUUUUUCACUAUGGCCUUUGAUGCAUUGGUAGAAUACUAUUUCAUUUUUAGUUAUUUCUUAUUAUUCUUAAAAGUUAUAAAUAAAUUAUAAGAAAAAAAUCUAUGCAAAAAUAUUUCUCUCACUGUAAGAAGACAAAUAUUCUUUUUGUAUUAGUUUGAUGUGUUAUAUCUGGUUUCUUAUCUAGGUUGUUUAACCCUCGAACUGUGAUCGGCCGAUUAAAAACACGGUCCGAUAGCAACUUCCAAUCCAAUAUUUAAACGGAAUUAGUUCCCCUUCCAUUUAUUAAUAAUUAAAUCUUCUUCCGGUUAAAGCUUUUUCUUGAUAACUUAAAAAUAAGUACUUUUUAAUCGUAGCUUUAUAUCCCUGUUUUUUUUUUAAAGCUAAAAUGGUGGAAGCUGUGGUCGGGCCUUCAGUACGAUAACUAAUUAUCGAUAUACAUAUUUUUGAAAGCUUUUUAGGAGAGGAUUUAAGUGAUACUGAUAAUGAUUUUAACGUUCCCCAUGACAUCUCACUUCAGAUUAUUCUUUUUGUGAAUCUGAUACUAGUCUUAGUGAUACUGAAGUAGGCCUACUGAGGCUACUGUUUGACUUCAAGCCAGGCCCAGAGGUUGGGCAAGGACUGACUGAAUUUUAGCCACAGAAGCUACAGAUAAUAGAUCAGAACUAAUAAAUUUUAUAGUUAAACAACCCAAAUCAGUUCCAAAGUUCCUUUUUAAAUGUUUACUAGUCAAUAAUAACUAUUUUGCCUAAGAUUUUGUAUUUUGUACUUGGUUUUAGCAGUGGUCCCAGUUUCUUAUAUAAAUGACCUAAAAUUACUAAAAUUAAUUUCAGAAGUUUAAUUGCAAUCAAAACCUUAGCAAACUAUACAUUUUCUGAAAGAUAAAUGAAUCGCCUACAACAUUUAGAUUUGUGUUUUAAGUGUAUCUAUAAAAAUUAAUUAUGUUAUGAGCACUUGAUAGCAAGACAUUUUGUCGAUUUUUUUUUCUUGAGAACUUCAAGGUCAAGGACACUGAGCAAAAAUUUUUUUAAGGGGUGGGCAACAUGGUCAACACUAUCCCCAUCCAUUUACCUUUCUAAAAAUAUACUUAUAGGGGUCUUGUAUCAAUAUUUCUAUGUCAUUUAAUGCAAUUUUAAAUGGCACUCAAAACACUCUGAAAAGCUCCACAUCACAGAAUGAUGCAUGCCACAGUUCGAGGGUUAAGCAUGUUAUAUGAGUGGACUUAAGCAAAUUAAUAGAGCAUAAGGUUUUAGGGCUACUUGUAAAAGUAAUUUAUCCACUUUGACUUUGGAAAAUCAAAUGAUCUGUUACAAAAACUCAUAAUAAUCAAUGAGCCAACUGUUACUAAAUGUCAAAAUAAUCAAUAAGCCAAACUCUUACAUAAAAAACAAUGCGCAAAAUAAAUGUCAUAAAUGUAACAUGAACAUUAAUUACAUGGAUGUUAUUUACUUCAAUAUUUUAAAAUCUGACUGUUGUAGUUGUGUGGCUUUGCUUCAUAUUUAUCAUUAGCAGUUUUGGUCAAAUUGUUGCAUUUUUUUAUAGCAUCAGAAAACAUUUUUAAGGUAAUAAAUGUUGCUCCUUUAUGUGUGAACAUAUUCUAAGGAAUUGUGCUCUUCACUUCAAUGUGUAAACAUCAAAAUGCAUAAUUCUCUAUAUAGCAAUUUAACAAUCAACUAACAUUUGCACAACGUAAAAUUCCCCAUUACUGCGCUAAAUGAGAUUAUUGAAAAUUUUGCAAGAGCUUUUGAUGUGUAAUAUUUUCUUAUAUUUAAUCCAGGUAAACACACAUUAAAAAUACUCAACAAUAUCCAAAACUUCAACCUUGAAAUCAUUGCUACGUUACUGCAUUUUGUUAAUAGCUGAAGAGGUGAUUUGAAGAGUCAAAAUACUUAGUUCUCUAUGUAACAAUCAACAAUCUCACUAACAGCUACCAGAUUUUUAAUAGUGCGUAAAAAAGAUCCAAAUUGUGCUAAUUAAAUGAGGUUCUUAAAAAUACCACAAAUGUAUUUGGUGCAUAGUAUUUUCUUUUGUUUUAUGAAAUAGUUGAUGUAAUAAAUCUGUUGUGUAAAAAUGUUUGGAAAAUUAUAAUAUUAAUAUAGUUCAGGGGUGGUGGCCAUGGGCGCCUGCAGAAAACUUUCUAGGGGGGGGGCAAAAAAAUUGAUUAACUUUCCAGGGGGGGGGGGGGGGGAAAAAUUUUUUUAGUAAUGUGUUAAUAUAUUUUUAAUUUACUGUAUCGUAUUUGUAUGGUGAACGAACGGACAGGACAUCAGCUUAGUUACUUUCUCUUUAUUUUCUCUUUACUUUAAUACAUUUUUUGUCUAUUUUUGUCUAAAAAAUUUUUAUCCAAUCAAUCCAGGGGGGGGCAAGUGCCCCCCUUGCCCCUACCUGCGGGCGCCCAUGGUGGUGGCAUACUAGUGUGGUGGGGAGCACUAAUUGGAAUCUUAUAUUAUAAAGAGUGUUACCUGAAUGCAUAUUUUCUCAACUAACUUUAGUAGAUAGGAAGUUCACUGAGGCAGGCAAAAAAUUCAGCCAUUGUUUGGCAGUUGGUAUUCCAAUAAAUGUUGCUUUUCAUUUCAGUGAGUAAAAAUAUUCUAAUAAAUGCUGCUUUUCAUUGUGUAAACAUAUUCUAAUACAUGCUGCUCUUCAAUGCGCAGGCAACAGUGGGCUGAACUGUGCAAGUUUAAAAGUUCAGAUGAUCUUAACUUAGCAAGAACUUUACUGCCAUUAAAAGUUGAAGGUAGGCUAGAAUUACUGAAAGAAUUUUACUCACAACAGCACCCACAGUUGAGUGAAACAGUUACAAAGAUCUGCACUAUGAAAACAGGUGGGUUUCCAAAUGCAUUAUAGAUGAAAGAAACAGAAUUAGUAAGAUUCCCUACCUUAUUCUCUAACUCUGGGGUUUUUAACCACGGUGCACUGCAAUACAUACUUUGAUUUGACAUGCUGAUAAUGAAUAUUAAUACAUUUGCAUUUAUUAGGAUCAAUAAAAGAAUAAUAUCUUAACUGUUCAAGCUAUUUUAACUUAAACUUUAUCUAAAGCUUUCAGUUGCUCAAGGGAAAUGUAUUGUCUAUUUCACUGCUUAAAUUAAGUUAAACUUAGUUAAGCUAGAAUUUUAUAUUUAAAAAAAUAUAAUUUUUUGGUCUCUUUUUUUUCUUUGUAGUUCAAUGUCAAAAUCUCAAUACAAACAGAAAAAUAUUAUUAGCCGCAAAGAAAGAGCAGCCAGCUAAUGAGGAAGACAUCUCUAGUUCUUCAAAAUAUGAUAAAUUCUUUAAGGUCAAAAGAACUUCCAAGAACUACAAGACAUCAAACUUAUCUAUGGCUUCAGACUGUCUAAAUUCAGUCAUUGGGAUACCACUAGAAAAAGAGUUUCAUGAAGUGGAUUCCCAGGUCUUCAUCCCCACUACAGCAUCUCAGUCUCAGCAGUAUAGAGAUGUUUCCAGCUCAGGCAAGUCUCACUGUAAAACAAGACAGGGAAGUAAAGUGCUAGACUCUGAAAAAGUAUAUGAACAUUUUGACUUCAUUGAUUCCAUUAAUAUUAAUAAGGAGGAAAAAUGUGGAGCCUCAUCAGAUAAUAUCCAAACACUGAGGUAUAUGGAUCCUACAUCCUGUCCAUUAAAAGAAACAGAUAAAGAUAUGUUUUCACUAAUGCAUGGAAUGGGAAAUAAAACUUCAAAUGCUUAUUCAAUGGAGACAAAAAUAAAUAAUAUAAAAAUGUCUUUAUGUUCUGAAUUUAAAAACCCUAAGAAAGUUACAGACCUGCACACUAACCAGAAAAGUUGUGAAACAAACCAAAAUACAAGUUCUAAAGAGCUAAAACUAAAACAUUCUUUGAGAAAUUAUGCUUGCAUAUUGGAUGAUAUAUUUGAAUCUUCUGAUAGGGAACCACAAUCAAAUCCAAUGGAAGGGGGAAAAUUUGAAAUUAAUGAAAAUAAAUAUGACCUUCAAUAAAUGUAUUCUUUGCAAGAAGUCAGAAUACAGAUAGUUUUGAUGGGUUUUAUCAAUCAAGCACUCUCAAAGAUGAAAAUGUAGAUUUUUUUUCCAAAGCCACAAAUUAAAAAAGGCAGAGAGCAAGACUAGAUGAUUGCACGGAUCCAACAGAAACUUCCCGAAUGCUAGCAAAACUUAUAAAAGAAAAGAUCUAGUACUGAUGAUUUUAAUCACAAGGCUGUCCCCUUAUCUCAAGAUGGCCCUGAAAGUCUGUUUUUUUAGCUUAUUAAAUGGAAUCUAAUUUAUCUGUUACAUUAUAUUAUAAAAUAAUUUUAAGAUACCAGUACAGGGUGUUUAAAUUAUAAAUACUGGUAUACAAUAUUUAAUUUGAAGUACUGCACUUGCUUCAAUUUUAUAUGCAUCUGGCUAUUAAUCAAAAAGUCUAUUUUACACAAUUUUUAAAGCACCUUAAAUUUACUUCAAAAUAUUACACCUGAAAUUAAUUACUCUUUGCCAAGAGGUGGCUUAGAUUUUUAAAAUUAAAUUUGAGGAUCAGGAUUUUUCAAAAUGUCUACCUGGCUUGCCAGUUAAGAGUACCGACGUAUUUAAUAGGAUAUCAAAUGUAACAUAUUGUUUAUAAUCAAGGAUAAAUGACAUUUGUAUUUCCAAGUAUACAAUUAUUGAAGUUACUUCUCUUGCUUUUAUUAAUAACUAUAUACAUUUUAUAAAAUUCUGAUAAUUGUCAGUUAAUUUUUUGGGUGAUGAAGAUGCCUACUUAAAAUUUAAUUUUAAACCACUUAGGAACCGAGCCGUGUGAACACAGCGGUUGCAAAACUUGCCCUACUUUUAGAUAAAGGAUGGUUUCCUUUGCACUAGCCACAAUUUUGUCUAUCCCAAUGUUUGUACCCGCUGUCAGAUGGGGCAUGUAGGUGAGACUGGGCGGCGCCUCUCGGGACAGAUAUACAAGACAGAUGUACAACAACAAAAUUCUUAGCAGCUAAAUUCUCCAUUAAAUCGUGCAAAGAGAUGCUGGCUAAAUUUUGCUUUGGGUGAGUCCUGGUUCCUCUUUACCCACCCACCCUGCCCCCAACUCCAUAUGUUUCAAGUUAGUAGUUAGUUGGAGACCCCUGCUAUAAAUAAAGAAAUGUUAUAGAAC
Lymnaea stagnalis (great pond snail) is the source of this 35386-nucleotide messenger RNA. Lineage: Eukaryota; Metazoa; Mollusca; Gastropoda; Lymnaeidae. The record is from the annotation of a GenBank genome assembly.